Apodemus sylvaticus (European woodmouse) is the source of this 1902-nucleotide messenger RNA. RefSeq names its product leucine rich repeats and IQ motif containing 3 (gene Lrriq3). Gene Ontology annotation, molecular function: protein binding. The coding region runs from base 1 to 1902 and encodes 633 amino acids. Lineage: Eukaryota; Metazoa; Chordata; Mammalia; Rodentia; Muridae. The record is from RefSeq and is a predicted model, not a curated record. The transcript has 7 exons.
AUGUUUCAUGGAACAAUCACAAAAGAGCUCACCUGCCAUGAGGAAUGGAGUCACUAUAAUGAAAAUAUAAUAGAAGAUCAGAAAGACUUUGUGUUUGUGAAGUAUAACGGCCUUCACCUGAAGUCCAUGGAGAACCUGCAGUCCUGCAUCUCUCUGAGAGUCUGCAUCUUCUCUAACAACUUCGUUACUGACAUCCAGCCACUGCAGAACUGCAAAAAGCUCAUCAAACUUGAUCUCCAUGGCAACCAGAUAAAGACUCUUCCAGAUAAGAAAUUUUGGAGUGGACUCAAGAACCUAAAACUCCUCUAUCUUCAUGACAAUGGAUUUGCCAAACUGAAGAACAUCUGUGUUUUAUCCGGUUGUGCAAGCCUCAUAGGGCUGACCAUGUUUGACUGCCCAGUGAGCCUGAAGAAAGGCUACAGGCAUGUUCUUGUCAACAGUAUCUGGCCGCUAAAAGCUCUGGACUACCAUGUGAUAUCCGAUGAAGAGAUCAUUCAGAACUGGCAUCUUCCAGAGAGAUUUAAAACAUACAGCCACAGUCUAUUCUUUAAUCUUUGCCCAACAUUGAUCAAGGGUACAACAUAUGAAGAUGAAAUAAAAAAUAUCAAACAUAUAAUUUCAAGGAUUAAUGAAAUUCUGGCUCAUAAUUCACCAGUGUUGAUUAUCCAAAGAUGGAUACGUGGUUUCAUAGUUAGGAAACACUUAAGCCCCUAUUUUACACGUAAAAAGCAUCACGGCAAAAUGAUUAGGGUACUUGAAACAAAAUUGAUCUGCAUAGGUAGAAGUAAUGAAGACAAAUUCUUGGAGGAUAUCUUCCUUAUCAAGCCUGAAUCUAACAUAAAAGGGAAGGUUGCACACUGGAAACAAAUGAGAUAUUCUCCUGCUGACAUUAAAUAUUCUACUGAAUACAGAAAACACAUUUCCUGUCUUUCAUAUGAAUUGAAAACAAAAUAUAUUGAUGGAAAAUCAAAAAAACCAAGACAUCACAUUCAUAAAGGUCAGAAGGAAAUGAAAGCUGAAUCUGAGGAUGAGGAAGUAGACACCAAGUUUAGGAUAUCUGCAGUGAAGAUCCCUCUAUAUUCCUCCCGUUCACUCAAGUAUGGGGACAUGCUGAAGGAGAUGAAAUGGGACUAUUUUCCAGAAUAUCUGCAGCCAUUUCCUGCCACUCGUCAAAAGCCACCAGUUAAAAGAGAGUCUCAUCGGCAGCUAAGGGAAAGGAGAGAGUUUCUAGCCACGCAGAGGGCUGGCAUGAAGCUCCACAUGUUUGAUGAUAUUGAUCAAUAUUAUGCAGAACAAAAGCAGCAAGAGGAAGAAGCAAGAAAAUUCGCAGCCAUGGUUGCAGCACAAGUUGACCAGGAAAAAGCUAGGCUCAACAUUAGAGAAAAUUUAAGGAAGAAAAUUUCUAUGGCAAGAAAACUAAUGGAAAAGGACAAUGAGACAGUCCAGAAAGGCUUACAGAGAAUCUGGAGGGAGAGACUCGCCUACCUGGAAAAAGUUAGAGAGCGGAAAUCUAUGUUUCUAGCCGAAAAAAAAAUUAAUGCUGCAGACCAGUCUUUAGUUCUUUCCCUCAACAAUGAGAGGUCAGUUCUGCUGAAAGGAAUCGUUCAAGUUGAUAAACUGAAGAGAAACUUGUCUGAAACAAAAGCAAAGCACUUAGAUGUUACUGAAAAAUGGGAAAACCAAAAAUAUAAGCAGAAUUUGUUGAUGGAAAUGAAGAAACUAAGGGCGGAAGAAAUACAUAAAAGGCACUGUGAAGAGAAAUUUGUUAUUGAUACACUCAUCUUACAAAAAACCUGUGAAAGACUUGAGGAGGCUAAAGCAAAAGUUGAAUUUAUUAAGACAUAUUAUACCUCUAAGUCUCACAAAAAGCAUAAUAAUGAGCCAAUGCCAGAUCACAUCUGA